Messenger RNA from Thelazia callipaeda (thelaziosis nematode), 1470 nucleotides. The record is from the annotation of a GenBank genome assembly. Lineage: Eukaryota; Metazoa; Nematoda; Chromadorea; Rhabditida; Thelaziidae.
AUGGAAGGUCGAAAAGUCUCGCCAGUAAGAUCCUCGAUUACGAAGUCACCACCUGUUCAAUCAAGUUAUACUACUCUUUCCCUCGAGGAAGGUGAUGGACGACUUUUUAAAAUAGAUGUGGACUUCAAGGAACGAGUAGAUGAGGCUCUACCCAAAGCUGAUGAGUUAUUGGAGAGAUAUGGUUUGGCAGUAGCAUUAGAAUCAUUAUCAAGCUUAGAAAAGUAUACCAGACUUGGCUUAGAUAUUAAUUCAAAUAUUCGUGUUAUCCAGUACAUGGUUAAAUUAUGCUUCGAGAAUAAUAACUGGACGUUACUGAAUGAUACAAUUGUAGCGCUGUCUAAGAAGCGUUCACUUAUUAAACAAGCAAUUGCUAUAAUGGUACGUGAUUGUUGCGAAAUGAUUGACAAAACACCAAAUGAAGAGGUUCGGAGUCAGCUUAUAAAAACUCUUCGGAAUAUUACAGCAGGAAAGAUAUACGUUGAAGUUGAACGAGCUCGGCUUACUAGUCGUGUUGUUAAGAAUUUGGAACAAGAAGGUAAAAUUGAUGAAGCAGUAACAAUGCUUCUAGAACUGCAAGUAGAAACAUAUGGUUCAAUGGAAUUACGCGAAAAAGUCGAAUUCAUUUUGGAGCAAAUGCGACUAUGUGUGCUGAAAAAGGAUUUUAUCCGCGCGUCUAUUUUAUCCAAAAAAAUUUCAACUCGUUUUUUCACGGAUCAGUCGGAAGAAGUGCAAGAAUUGAAGUUAAAGUAUUACGAUCUAAUGAUAAAAAUUGGUUUACACGAAAGCGCUUAUUUGGAUAUAUGCCGGUAUUAUUGGGAAAUUCUAGAUUCACCCUGUGUGUGCAAUAAUACUGAAAAAACAAAGCAGACUUUAAAAUGCAUUGUACUUUACGUAUUGCUUGCUCCACACAGCAAUGAGCAGUCGGAUUUGUUGCAUCGUAUUCGAAAAGGUCGGCAACUAGAGGUCGUUCCAGAAUAUAAUUCAUUUCUUGAAUUAUUCAUUAAUCAAGAACUGAUUUCAUGGAAAGGAACAAUAAGUAAAUAUGAAAAAUUAUUGCGUGAUGGGACUGUGACGAACAAAGCAACUGAUGUACUCAGUCGUAACGAAAGUGGUGACAAACAUUGGUCUGAUUUGCAUGCUCGUGUUGGAGAACAUAAUAUGCGUAUGAUCGCCAAAUACUAUACAAAGAUUACUUUCGAUCGUAUGGCUGAGUUACUCGAUUAUCCUGUUGAGGAAAUGGAAAAUUUUCUGUGCAAACUUAUCGUAACUGGAGCGAUCCCAGACGCGAAGAUUCAUCGACCAGCAAAGGUCGUCAAUUUACGGGCUCGUAAAGCAAAUAUUGAACAGCUAGACCAGUGGGCUAGUUCGGUACGGAAACUCACAGACAUUUUAAAUAAGGUGACACACUUAAUUUGCAAAGAAGAAAUGGUUCAUCGGCAUUUAGAAGAUAGUUCAACUACCGUUCGUUAA